Messenger RNA from Aspergillus aculeatus ATCC 16872, 1266 nucleotides. RefSeq names its product putative GPI anchored protein. The annotation marks the transcript as partial. Lineage: Eukaryota; Fungi; Ascomycota; Eurotiomycetes; Eurotiales; Aspergillaceae. The record is from RefSeq and is a predicted model, not a curated record. The transcript is spliced from 2 exons.
AUGUUGUUCGCACCCCUCCUGGCCUGCGUCGUAUGGCCAUCAUUUGCCGAAUCCGUCACCGCAGGCAAUGUCUCGACAUCCGACAUCACGCAAUCUGAUCAGAUCAUACAGCGCAAUGCUCUGAUUGAGUCAUACCUUGGACAUCGGCCCAUACGGGGGGUCAGGAAGAUGAGCGAUGAUGAGGGCGAAAAGUUCCUCAUGGAUUAUUGGCAAUUUGACGACGAGGAGAACUAUUCUACGAUCGGCAACUCGUCCAACACCGCCGAUGAGUUGACGUCGCCAGCCAGACGUUCUGAGAACCUACAAACGACGGAAGAAGUCGACUUUCAACCACAGACAUACCCCUUCAACCCCUCGUACUCGAGUGGUUUGGAAGGCGAGGGGCGCGGUUGGAGGGCGGAUUUCUCACCGCUUCUUCGGCGGGACUUCCGUUGUCCGAGCGGCACCUCCAACUGCACAUCGAUCGACCGGCCCGACAGCUGCUGCAGUACGGAUGAUACGUGCGUCCUGGUCAAGGACACCGGGUCCGGGGACGUGGGCUGUUGUCCGAAGGGCAAGACCUGCUCGGGCACCAUCGGCUCAUGUUCCGAGGGGUACUCCAGCUGCCCGUCAUCCAUGGGCGGCGGAUGCUGCAUUCCAGGCUAUGAGUGCGUUACUGGUGGCUGUAUGCGGGUCUUUACCAUCACGGUGACCGUGAGCUCGACCGUUAUGCUGUCCACCUCCACACAGACAGUUGCCGCGACUACCAACACGCUAUCCACGGGGGAUCUGAUUCCUCCCGCACGGCCUACGAGUGUGUCCACGGCCACGAGCUCCAGCACCAGCAAAACUACCAGCACCGCGACCGUGUCAGUCUGUCCGACGGGGUUUUAUGCCUGUUCGGCAUAUUACCAGGGUGGGUGCUGCCGGACGGGUCGCGAUUGCGACACCACAUCUUGUCCAGCGACGCCCUCGACGACUAUCGCUAGUGAUGGAGUCACUAUUGUGGUCCCGGUGACCACUGCCACGGGAGCCGCCACAGCGGCAACCACCAGCAGCAGCAGCAGCAGCAGUACGGGCCGAUGCGCGAGUGGGUGGUUUAGUUGCGCCGAUACAGUUGGGGGUGGUUGCUGUCCGACGGGAUACCGCUGCGGCUCCAGCUGUACGGCAGUCUCGACGGCCACGGAGACUGUCUCGAAGGAGCAACCGACGAGUGGAAGUCAAAAGAGAGGGGUGUCAAAAGGGAUGGCAGGAGUGAGCAUCGUAGUUGCAGUAGCUAUAACAGUC